AUGCCGUAUGGCUAUCCUCAGCAGGGAUACCCUGCUGCUGCUGUGGGGUAUGCCGAUCCCGCAGCGAUGGCGGCCUACAGUCAGCAGCAAGGGUACAUGAUGCAGCAAUCGUACCCUGGAAUGCACCACAUGAUGAUGAUGCAAGGGGUACCGCCGGUCUCUGGUGCCGAGGAUGAGUAUGAGGAGAAGGAGGAGAUAUCCGAGGAGCGGAAGCAGAGGCGAAAGGAGAGGAAGGAGACCCGAGAGAAGAAAAACAAGUUGGAGCUCCACGGCGAUCUCGAGAAGAUGAACCUCUCGGCAUUGAUCUACAACAACAUUCUCGGUUCCACCUACUUCAAAGGCCUCUACAAGCUGAAGACCUACCACGAGAUCGUCGACGAGAUCUACUACUCGGUUGAGCAUUUAGAGCCUUUUAUGCCCAACUCGAAGAUGGCUUCGCAGGCGUGGUGCCUCAUGUACAAAUGCUUCACCAUUAAGCUGACCAAGAAGCAGGUCACCGGCAUGCUCGAUCACGCCGACUCACCGUAUAUUCGUGGCAUAGGUUUCCUGUACCUGCGCAUGUGCACCAAUCCGAAGCUGCUGUGGGACUGGUUCGAGCCGUACCUUGCCGAUGAAGAGGAGAUCACCAUACGAUACAAGGGCAAACCAACAACGAUUGGUUCCCUUGUGGAGGAUCUGCUCACCACGAUCAAGUUCGUGGACGCCAUUAUGCCACGCUUCCCCGCGCUCGUGGGCAAGGAGAUCAACGACCGCUUGGCCGAGUGGCACCGAAAGAACCCCGGCGUCGUUCGAAAGCCCACCGAUAUCGCCAGCGACGACAGCCAAAAGGGCAGCGGACAGCGAAGCCGAGGCGGCGGCUCCAGCUCCAGCCCUCAAGCAGAGAUCGAGCGAGGGCGAGACCAUGAUCGAGACCGUGACCGGGACUCAAGGUACAAGCGGUCGCGCUCGGGAUCGAGGGAGCGAAGUCGAGGCGGGAGCAGAGAUCGAGGGUCGCGACGCAACGACGAGCGAGAUCGCGACAGGAAGCGAGCGCGCACGUCGAGGUCGCCCAGCCGCUCGCCCAGCCGGCGAUCUCCCGACCGUACGGCAACGGCUCAGAAGAAGGCACCCAGUGCUGAACAUAUGGCGAAGAUGAGGAUGCUGGCGGCCAAGUACGGUUCAUCGUCGGCCGCAGCCCCGGCGCAGGGCGAGCGCAAGGCGCCCGUGGCGUCAUCGGCCACGGAGAAGGACACGAUGGUCCUCGGCAGAAGGUACUAG
Messenger RNA from Acanthamoeba castellanii str. Neff, 1257 nucleotides. RefSeq names its product PRP38 premRNA processing factor. The transcript is spliced from 8 exons. Lineage: Eukaryota; Discosea; Longamoebia; Acanthamoebidae. The record is from RefSeq and is a predicted model, not a curated record. The coding region runs from base 1 to 1257 and encodes 418 amino acids. Gene Ontology annotation, cellular component: precatalytic spliceosome.